This is a messenger RNA of Salpingoeca rosetta, 1302 nucleotides long. Its product is annotated as endophilin. The record is from RefSeq and is a predicted model, not a curated record. NCBI's taxonomy places the organism in Eukaryota, Choanoflagellata, Craspedida, Salpingoecidae. The coding region runs from base 102 to 1085 and encodes 327 amino acids. The transcript is spliced from 8 exons. Gene Ontology annotation, molecular function: actin filament binding. Gene Ontology annotation, biological process: neuron projection morphogenesis; positive regulation of dendritic spine morphogenesis; positive regulation of axon extension. Gene Ontology annotation, cellular component: lamellipodium; cortical actin cytoskeleton; plasma membrane.
GUCUGCCCUGUCAUCGUACAACUCAUCGUGUCGUGACCGUGCCCGAUACAACUGAACAAACCGCAGGAGGAGGACGAGGGCAACCAACCAACCAACCGAACAUGGCGCCCGUGGACCUGUCAACCAACAGUGCAGACCUCGUCGCUGCGCGCGACUCUGUGUUUGCUGAGGGAGGCGACACAACUUGGGUGCUGUUUGGAUACGAAAAGAAGUCAGACACGCUCAAGGUCGUUGAGACAGGAGACGACCUUGAUGAUUUCUUGGAGGAGUUUGAGGGCUCCAAGAUCCAAUACGGCUUUGCCAAAGUCAAGGAUCCAAACCAAGGCAUUGACAAAUAUGUCCUCAUCAACUGGUUUGGGGAGGGUGCGCCGGAGCUUCGCAAGGGCGCAUGCGCACAGCACGUUCGUGACGUCGAGCGGUUCUUCCACGCGCACGUAACCAUCAACGCCCGCAACGAGACGGACCUGGACAAGGACGCCAUCCUGAAGCUGGUGGCAAAGUCGUCCGGUGCCGCGUACAGCGUGCACAAGGAAACGCGUCGCAAGGAGUUUGCUGCAGAGCCAUCAGGCCCCGUGGGCACGUCGUACCAGAACGAGUUCCAGAAGCAAGGGCUUGCCUCGUCGGAGGACAGGUCUGCGUUCUGGCAGAAGCAGGAACAAGAGGACGCCGCGCGGCGGCAGGAGCAGCAGCAGCGCGAGGAGGAAGAGCAACGCGCUCGCGAUGAACAGCGCCGGCAGGAGGAGGCCGAGAGAGAGGCCCGCAUUGCACAGGAGAAGGCAGCCGAACCAGAGCCACAGCCUGAGCCACAGCCUGUCCCUGAGCCUGAGCCGGUGCCUGAGCCGGUGCCUGAACCUGUUGUGGAGCAGGCCGUUGAGCCGGAGCAAGAGCAGCAGCAGGCGGCAGAGGGCGGUGGUGGCCUUCGCGCCCGCGCCCUUUACGACUACCAGGCAGACGAGGAAGGCGAGCUGACGUUUGACCCGGGCGACAUCAUCACGGACAUUGAGCAGAUUGACGAGGGCUGGUGGCAGGGCGCGUGCAACGGCCAGUUUGGCCUCUUCCCCGCCAACUACGUCGAGCUCAUCUGACACCGGCUCCUUUUGUUGUGCCGUGUGGCUAAAGUCUGUACGUUGUUGUUGCGUGCAUGCGCUUGUUUGGUUCUCAAAGCUGUUGUUGUUGUGUGUGUGUGUGUGUACCACUGACGUCAAGAUCACUGUUACAAUUGUGUGCGUGCUGCUCCUUGCUGUUUGGUUCGUUGCAUUGUCGUCUCGCAAGUGUGUCGCCAUUACACCAUGCCGAUGCUGA